AUGAUUUUCUACAUCCUUGUGAUUGAAAUAUCUCUGAAGAUUCAUGGAUUAUUCCAUUUAUACCAUACCAAUCCACCGGACAAAAAAGAUUGUUUAUAUUCAUUUGCAAGUGACAAUGACGUGCAUGAAUGGCAACUAGUAUCAUACUGUAUUCGAGACGAUAUGAUAAAUUCCGAGAACAAUAAUAAUAUUAACAAUCAUUGUCAUGGUGAUCGAAAUUACACAUUUGAAAAAUUAAAACUAACAAAUGUCGAUAGUUAUGAUUUGUACCGAUGGAAUGCACCGAUUGAAACAAUUGAUAAGUAUGAAAAAUAUUUAAUUGGCGUUGAUUUCUCGUUUGGUAAUUAUUCUUAUUGUAAUUGCUCAGAGAAUUGGUUUGGUGAUCAAUGUCAAUAUUCAUUUGAUACAAAAGCCCCUUUUGAGGAUACAGUUGGAUAUCAAUUUGAAGACAAAGAAUCAUUAGCAGAGCAGUAUGAUAUUGUCAAUGAUGAAUUUUUAUUAACAUGUUACGAAGGACUUCGAUGCCAUUCGACAAUUUGUCUUGAUUGGAGAGAAAUCUGUGAUGGAAUUCAUAAUUGUGAAUAUGGUGAAGAUGAACCUGAUGAAUGUUUUCUACUUGAACUGAAUCAAUGUGCAACGGAUGAAUAUCGUUGCCGUAAUGGAAUGUGCAUUCCGCGGAAUUUUCUUCUGGAUUUCAGUUCUGAUUGUUCUGAUUUGAGUGAUGAGUAUGAAGAAUAUAUCCAAACGAAAGACAAUUCGUUCUGUUCAUUCACAGCAAGUUUUCCCUGUGAUUUUCGCUUGUGUGAUAUAAAACGGAUUUCAUGUGGAGAUGGACAAUGCCAAGAGAUCGGUCAGGGUUGUAAUAAUGGUCGCGAUUUAUUUUUUCGUCGUAAUAUCUUAGCGAUACCGUCUAACACUAGUUUUCAAUGUUGGUUUCUGAUGUUAUGUAUGACAGGUAAAAUCAAUACAAUUCUAAUGGGUUACAAUUAUCAGGAUUGUUUAUUUUCGUAUGAUUCAACGGAGGAGUUUACAUUUUUUGAUUCUUUUCGAAAGAUUUGUCCCAGUUCAUUUUGGUUCCAAUCAGAAGCGAAUUCUGUCUAUCCCUUCGUUCGAUAUUUCUAUUCAAAUAUGACGAAUCAAAAUGGGAAAUGGUGGGUACCAACGCAUAUUUGCUAUAAUCAAAGUCAAUGUCCCAGACUUUCAUUUCCUGGUUCAUUCGUAAUCAAUAAUUUCUUAUGCAUUGAACAAGAAUUCACUGAAAAUUUGUAUUAUGACAUAUCGGAAGAAAUACGGUUAACGUUUUCAUCAUGUCGACCAAUACCAGAAUCGGUAUUAAAUGACGCAACUAUUCCCUAUCUAUUUUACUGCAAUCAAUCGAUGAAAUAUAUUUCGAAACAUCGAGUAGCAGAUGGACAUUCUGAUUGUACUGAUGACGAUGACGACUGGGAUAAUAUCGAUUCGACAAUAAUCGAUAGUUUGAAUUUAACCGAUCGCGUUCAAUGCCCGCCACAGAGUGAUUGGCUACCAGUUGUAUUGGCUAAGAGUCAACACUGUAAUGAGAAAACUUAUGAAUUGUACCUUGGUGAAUGUCGAAUAGCUACUGAUAUAAGGUGUAAAUAUUUACGAGGGUUAUACAUUUCACCAAUACAGUAUACUUUUCGAGAAAAUUGCAAUUAUCGUCAAGUAUUGGAUGAUUCAGUUGCCAAUGAAACAGAUGAGACAAGUUGUGAAGAAUGGCGUUCAUAUCGUUGCGAUAUGUUUUGGGAUACAAAGACUGGUGAAGAUGAAUUAAAUUGUUCAAAUACGAUCUUCUCUUAUAUAACACACCAAGUUUUCAAAUGUGGUGCAAAUCAACAUUAUUGCGCGCAUCGGAAUAGCACAAUUAGUUGUUUAUCAAAAGAUCGGGCAGGUGAUGGCAUUAUUGAUUGCUUAGGAGGGACUGACGAAGUAGCAAUGUAUCCUGGGGACAGGUUUCCUGAUUUUCUAUGUUCUAACAGUCUGUCUAUAUUACCGCUCUUACUUUGUGAUAAAGUCAAUGAUUGUUCGGAAGGCGACGAUGAAUUAAUCUGUCCAUGGAUAUCAAAUUACACGAAUACGCGUCUUAGAUAUUUUGUAUGCAAAAAUCAAAUCGGGAUUGCACAAGCUAGAGUUUGUAAUGAUGUCAUUGAUUGUCAACCAGAUGGCGAAGAUGAAUGGUUUUGUACUUUGAGGUAUAAUAGAGAAUUACAUUUUUCUCUUGACCGACUUGAAGAAUAUCCGCGUCAAACUUCAACAAGAUCAUUCUUUCAAGACACUCGCAAACCUGUAAUGAUGGAUUUUCAUUCGUUCAAACCUCAACAACAUAAACACAGGCAAUCAAGUUUACUUAGCAAAUGGUUUUGUAACCGUGGUAUUAUCAUAAAAAAACGAUCAUCUGAUCUCGGAUGCCUUUGCCCACCUACCUAUUACGGUUCACGCUGUCAAUAUCAUUCCGAACGUUUGCUAAUUACAUUAAGAAUGACUCGACCAGCUAAUCUGAAUGGGCACGAAAACAAAGAAAAUGCUGUUCGACUAAUUGCCUGUUUAGUAUUUAACGAUACAAUAACUGCAGAUUGUGAAGAGAUCAUUCAUGUACCCAUGAUGAAGCAAAUGUUUUAUUUGAAUUAUCCACGUCCACCGCCCAAACAGCGUGGCAAUUGGACUGUUCAUCUUCGUGCUUAUUCUAUGACAAGAUUUACUGUUGAGUAUGUAUCAUCAUGGUUAUUUGAUGUACCGUUUAGUUUCCUUCCGGUUAAUCGAUUGGUUUUGGAUUUAUUCUUAACAGAACAAAAAAAUUGUAAUACACUUUCUUGCAAUCAUGGUUAUUGUCGAAAAUAUCUCAAUUCGCCUUCGAAAGAAUACUGUCAAUGUCAACCAAACUGGUUCGGCAAAUCUUGUAAUAUCAGUUCUGAUUGCCCAUGUGCAAACGGAGGAAUUUGUGUGUAUAAAUCUACAUGUGCAUGUUCUCUUGGAAGAAUAGGCGAUGAAUGUUAUGGAUUAUUCAAUCCGUGUCAUAAUGUGAAAUGUGAGAACGGUGGUACGUGUUUACCAACGGAUGAGCGAUUACCACAAAAGUAUAUUUGUUCAUGUCGUGAUGGUUAUCAUGGAUCUUCGUGUGAAGUGAAUGAUGGGCAAGUUGAUAUUUACUUUUCCAAAACUUUUCACUUAAAUAAAUAUUCAUCGAAACCGACAAUAAUUGUCUAUUUUCUCGAAUUAAAUAAUAAUUCAUUUGGCUUUUUAUCGAUUGCAAAUCGACUUUUAUAUAAGCAAAUACAAUUAAACAAUUUACUUCGUGUUUAUAAUACAAAUCAUCGAUAUUUAUCAUCAUUCAUCCUUCUCGAAAUCAUUUUCAAACCAAAUCAUCGUGGUUUUUACAUAGCAGGUAUUCUUAAACAGACAAUGACAAAUGUAACAACAAGUAUCGACAAUUCCAAUCAUUGUCCACAUAUCAAUGAUAUUAUUUUCAACAAAACAAUACGUAAUAUGCCAUUGGCUAAGCGCAUCAAGUACUACGGAUAUCUCUGUCAGCGAAAUCAUCACAUGAUUUGUUUUAUGGAUGAAGUUCACCUAUGUUUCUGUGAUAAAUAUCGCGAUCCGGAUUGUCUUGUAUUUCAGCGUGAGACAACUGAAUGCAAAACAAAUUAUUGUCAGAACAAUGGGCAAUGCGUACAAAAUGAAUUUAACGGCAUUUGGGAUUUUAGCUGUGCGUGUAACGAAUGUAUUUACGGAUCAUUGUGUCAUUUAACAGCAUCGCAAUAUAUAUUUUCAUUCGAUAUGAUCAUUGGUCAAGAUAUUCUAGCAAACCAAUUGUUAACAAGUCAACCAUUGAUAAUUCAAAUUGUGUUAUCGAUUCUUAUUUUAAUGUUUAUCAUUGGAAUUCUAUCAAAUGGUGUAUCUUUUAUUGUGUUCAAGCAAAAACAAAUACAGAAGACUGGGUGCGGCAUUUAUUUGUUGUAUCUACCUAUCAUUGGUCAGUUGGGGUUAUUAUUUUUAAUUGGCCGCUUUUCCUAUCUUUUAAAAACACAAAUAUCGUAUGUUAACAAUCGAUCAAUUGCUCAAUGGAGUUGUGUCAUACUCGAAUACUUUAUAAACAUCUGUCCAAUGCUUUUUUAUUGGCUUAUCACCUGUGUGGCAAUAGAAAGAUGUAUUAAUGUUAUCAAAGGUGUUUCAUUCAAUAAAUCUAAGAGUGUUUGGUGGGCGAAACGAAUUGUUUUAAUUCUUACGAUCAUUAUUUUAAUCAGUUCGUCGUAUGAGCCUUUUCUUCGACAAAUAAUCGAUGAUCCUCGACUAAUAAAUCGUCAUACAUGGUGUGUGAUUGUAUUUCCUUCGCGUUGGAUCGAGUAUUAUCGAUUAACAGUGAAUCUUAUCAACCUCAUUAUUCCAGGUAUGAUCAACUUUAUUGUGACACUAUUUCUUCUGCAUCGCACAACAAAGAUGAAACAAGUUGUAGCUAGAAGUCAACAUGAAAAGGGAUAUUGGGCAUGUUUAAAGCGACAACUUCCUUUGUAUGGAAGUCCGAUAUUGCUGAUUAUAUUUAGUCUCAUGCGUUUGAUCUUUUCUUUUACAUUGGUUUGUGUAACUGAUCAAUGGCAAAAAUAUGUCUUUUUAACAGCUUAUCUGAUUUCAUUUUGCCCAUUAAUGAUGACAUUUCCAAUUUUUGUCUUACCUGCGGAAAUCUACAAGGCAGAAUUCCGAAGUUUGGUGCAACAAACGAAAAAACUAUUCAAAUUCAGACAAAACUAA
Adineta ricciae is the source of this 4761-nucleotide messenger RNA. The record is from the annotation of a GenBank genome assembly. NCBI's taxonomy places the organism in Eukaryota, Metazoa, Rotifera, Eurotatoria, Adinetida, Adinetidae.